Molecule: messenger RNA, 1374 nt
Organism: Lates calcarifer (barramundi perch)
Lineage: Eukaryota; Metazoa; Chordata; Actinopteri; Centropomidae
Exons: 6
Coding region: 300-950 (216 amino acids)
Biological process (GO): response to bacterium
Source: RefSeq, a predicted model, not a curated record
UGCAAAAGGCUGCAUGUUUUUAAGACAUGUCAGAGCACAUCAAAACCACAGCAGGUGAAGGUCCCAUCCAUCUCCACUGUGAUAUUUGUAUUUGAACCAACUAAGCCCUGCAAACAUUAAUUCAAUAAUUACCAUUGUUCAGCUGUUAUUUAACACCCAUUUUCCUGAGAGCUUUUACAUUGUCAGUUUGAGCAGCUGGACCAACCAAAGAACAGCCCGCCUCUUUACGCUGACACCACUCUUACUGGAACACAGUUCAGUCACUAACAUUGAAGUGGUGCAGUCGUACUGUUCACGCAAUGAUGAACUUUACCUUGAUAACAGCUUUACUCUGUACCUUCAGCUGGAUCUCUGUCUCAGUUUCUGAGUUUCACACUGUGGAGGUACAGCCUGGUGAAGAGGUCACUCUGCUGUGUACUAACUUUACCAGUUCUGUCGCUCACAUACUCUGGUUCAGACUGAGCAAUGAGCCCAACGCCAGCCAGAUCUCCUCCAUGUUCACCUCUGAUGGUAAUGCUUCUUACUCUGAUGGAUUUCAAAAUGGAAAAUUUAACAUGACAUCCAACAGCACUACUCUCUUUCUCAACAUCAAACCAGUGGAUUUAUCUGACUCUGGACUUUAUUUCUGUGGACUUCCCACAACUGGAAACUCAGUAAUUUCCAGUGCAACAUAUUUAAAGGUUCAAGAGAGAAAUCCUCAUGGAGAAACGAGCCUGAGUGUGAUCCUGGGCGCUGGAACUUUCCUCAUCACAGCUGUCACUGCUAUGGCCGUCACAAUCAGCAAACGUCACACAGCUGAUGAACAGGAACAGAAUCCACAGAGUGAGAACCUGGACUCUGAUGACCUGAAGGAUGCAGCACUGAGUUUGUGUUCACCAACAAUAAGAAACAGGAGGCCUGCAUCAGAGAGACAAGUGGAGACUCAUGUUAUUUACGCUGCCAGCAGAUAGACACGAGAAUCUGAUUAAACUACAGCUCAUGCUGGAGCUGGAGUUAACAUCACUGUGUCAGAAAACAUCAGGGUUUGUCAUAGAUUCUUUAUUAAUAACUGAUGUGAGAUCAGUUUGCAUCCUCCCUCUCUCUGUCUCAUCUGAAGUGUUUUAUUGAUGUUAUCUGAAGGAUGUAAAGGUGUCUGAUGGAGGAAGAGUGUUUGCUGCUCCACUGUCUGCAGCAGUGGAGGAGUGAGUGAGGUGCACAUCACAUGUUUGACAGGAAGAGGCAGCACAGUGUGGUCUGAGCACAGCUGAGGUGAAAAUCUGUUCACAGUAACCUGUUCACUCCACGUUUACAGAAUAAAGUGUGAAAAAAAGUUGUGAAUUCUGGCUGACUUUCUUCUGUCAGGAAGACAAAAUGAAUCAGCUUCUCUAUGUUUGU